ACGAAGCGGACGAAGCGACGCGUCGCGAGGUCGGUGUACGAUGAAGAUCCCUGCACAAACGCGGCCCGCAUUCAGCCAUAUUGCUGGCAGUGAGCGCUGAGCAGUUGUCUGAGCAGGUAGAUCCCGCUUUGAGUGACCGAGUAUAGAAAGCGCGAUAUACAUACAUUUAUAUAUCUGUAUAGAUCAACGUCGCGUAGCACUCGAGCGGCGACUUGGCGCGAUUAUAAAAAUUUUCACCACUGCCGUGUGCUGCUGCCUACUUGACGUCGGAAAAAUCACCGAGUGGCUUCUGGAGAGACCACCUCCGCACGCGGUACGUGCAGCAUCCGACCGCGCUUCGCUUCCAUCGUGGGACCUAUUUGCACUAUUCGAGGGACUCCGUUGACGUUGUUGUUGCUCUGGGUCGACUGAGAAAAAUAAACGGAGCGGUUUUACUUUUUUUGAUUUUACUUUGCCGUACGACGAGAUAGAAUAUGGACAGCAAGGGACAAAUGAAGACGUACGUGCGUCGCAGCAGAAAGGGCGACAGCCCGAGCAACGUUAUUAUUCAUCUGAACGAGCUAUGCCGACUGUGCCUGGUCAAAGAUGAGGAGAUGGUGCCAAUUUUCGACGAAGAUCUGAUACCUAUGCCACUUAGAAUUAUGGCUUGCAUCAAUCUUGAGGUUUUUGAAGAAGAUGGCUUACCAAAUAUGAUUUGCCAUUCUUGCAAAUACCAAUUAGAAAAAGCUUAUCAGUUUAAAAAAAAAUGUGAAGCAGCUGAUAGUAAAUUACGGAAACAUGUCAAGAUGAUUCAACAAUUAACAGGAGAAGAAGACGAAGUACGAAGUCAGGAUGAAAAUGAACAGUCUAGCAAUGGCAAACAAAAAAGAGUUAAACAAUUACUUGCAGACUUGGUCUCCACAAGAUCUGAAAAUACCCAAAUGGAAAGUGAUCCCAUUGAAGUAACUGAAGAAGAAUUAGUCGGUGGGUACAUUCUUGGUGUAGGUGUUGACAAUGCUGAAUUGGAAGAUCAUCUAUCGGAAGAUCCUGAGAAUAUUACUCUGGGACCAGCUGAAGAGAGAACAGCCAAAGCACGAUGCACCAUCAGGGGAGCAAGAAUUAAACAAGAGCAAGACUCAGAUGAAGAAACUGUGGAUGAAGUUCAAAGAGGUAACUCUGCUAACAGUGAACAACAAAUGUAUGUUAUGGAAUAUCAAACUCAACCUCAGAGUCAGCAAGUUCAACAGCGUCCCCAAAUAGUUGAAUCUGGUGAAGAAAUCAAAGUUUUCCAGUGUGAUAAAUGUCCCAAAGCUUUUACGAGAAGAAUUAUGUUGAAAAGCCAUCAGUCAGUUCAUAGUACUCAGAGAGGGUUUACUUGCCAAGCAUGUGAAAAGUGGUUCCCGACUAGAUCUGCUUUGGUUAGACAUGAAAGAACUCAUACGGGUGAAAAACCUUUUGGAUGUAAUAUUUGUCAUAGAGCUUUUGCUCAAAAAGAAAUACUUCUCAGACAUCUCAUGACUCAUUCAGGUCAGAAGCCUUUCCAAUGCCAACAUUGUGAAAAAAGUUUCACACAACGUGAAGCUCUUAAAGUACACAUGCGCAGACAUCAAAAACUUAACCCAAAUGAUAUUCAAUUACAUCAUUGUCAAUUAUGUCCAAAAGCUUUUUGUCAUGCAUCUGGCCUAAGCAGACAUCUUGUCACACACACUGGAAGAACUUACAAAUGUGUAGAAUGUGAAAAGUCAUUCACUGAUAAAAGUUCACUUUUAAGGCACAGUCGCAUUCAUGCUCCCAAACCUAUAGUAAAUUAAAAAAUUAUCCUUGAAAGAAUUUUUCAGAUACUUGGUUGCAUUCAUAUUAAUUUUAUAUUUAUCAAAAAUUAAAAUGAUAAGAUUAUUUUAAUAAUUAUGGGUGAAAUUAAAAAAUAUUAAAAAACAAAUCAACUACGAUAAAUGAUGGCUCUAAACAGGUCGUUUUCAGAUUUCCAUUAAGUGGACACUUAAUGCUUUGCCAGGAGAAAAAUAAACAAGAUCUUUCAUCUCGUUUAUGACACAAGAUCUUUCAUUUUUGCAUGCAAACACAUUUGUUGUGCCUCCAAGCAAAGCAGUAUCAAGACCACUUUUUGAAAACGAAUAGUGAACGCAAUGAAGUUGUAAAUUUAACAUGGACUUUGAAUUUUGUGAUGAUGAUGGAUAGUGUAAUUUUAAUUUUUCACGAAUUAUAUUUUAUUUAACAUUUGCGUUGGUAAAGCCAUUAUUUUUUUGGAUAAUGUUUUUACGAAUUUACUUCCUGAUUAUGAAUAAAUUUUAUAUGAUGUACGAAUAUAUUCCCACAAAAUCAUGUUCUCAAUUGAUUAUGUAUUUAAAUCAAUAAUUUAAGACUUAUUAAAUUUUAUAGCUUUCACUGUCUGUAAAUUAAUUACUGUGAAUAAAAUAAAAAAAAAUAAAAAAAUUUGAUUCAGUAAA
Messenger RNA from Trichogramma pretiosum, 2444 nucleotides. RefSeq names its product zinc finger and SCAN domain-containing protein 12. Gene Ontology annotation, cellular component: nucleus. The record is from RefSeq and is a predicted model, not a curated record. Gene Ontology annotation, molecular function: zinc ion binding; DNA-binding transcription factor activity; RNA polymerase II cis-regulatory region sequence-specific DNA binding. The transcript has 3 exons. Gene Ontology annotation, biological process: regulation of transcription by RNA polymerase II. The coding region runs from base 474 to 1790 and encodes 438 amino acids. Lineage: Eukaryota; Metazoa; Arthropoda; Insecta; Hymenoptera; Trichogrammatidae.